Paramecium pentaurelia is the source of this 1828-nucleotide messenger RNA. NCBI's taxonomy places the organism in Eukaryota, Ciliophora, Oligohymenophorea, Peniculida, Parameciidae. The record is from the annotation of a GenBank genome assembly.
AAUGAAUACAAGAGAUGGACAGACAGAAAAGAUUGAAAAGGACUUUUCAAGAUUAUUGGAGAGAUAUAAUCGUUCAAAAUAAGUCAUCGAUUAAUUGUAUUAAUCAGGUGGGAAGAAUGAUACGACAAUACGUUCAGAGAAAAAUAUUAAAGAAGAGAAGGAAAAGGAGUAUGUGUCAAGAGAUAAAUAUAGCAAAAUGAGAAACUUAAAUAAAGAGCUUAAAGUAUAAAAUUGAAUAAUUAAAUAAAAUAGUUAACUCUAAAAGAAUACAUAGAUCGAACAAAAGAACUGGAAUCUGCAAUAAGAGGAAAGGAUGAUCUUAUUGAAAAGUAUGAGAAGGAACUUAGAGAAUAAUAAGAGAAUCUUUAUAAUCAAUUACAAGAAUAGAAAGAAUAGAUUUUGAAGGAAGAUUAAUAAUCAAGAAUUAAUGAAGAUUUAAGAACUUAAUUAUCUUAAGCUAAAUAGAAAUUGAUUAAAAAGAAAGCUAAAAUUCAAUUAUUAAAAGAUUCUCAUAAAACUAUUGAUGUAAAUAUACAUUUAAUAUUGAUUUUAGAGUAAGUUUGAAGAUUAGAAAUAAGGAUUUCAAUAAGAAUUAGAGAGAGUAUAGAAAUUAUGCGAAGAGUUUUCAAAUGAAAUGUAAGAUUAUUAGAUUAAUUGUUAAUUAGUAAAGAUUCAGAGAAGAGACUCAUAUGUUUGAAUGAUGAAAAUGAACAAUAUAAAUAAUUACUAGAUUAAAAGGAAGAAGAUAGAAGAUAUUUAGAAAUGAUGAUUUAAGAAGAGAGAGAUAAUACAAAUAAGAUAAGUGCAAAAUUUUAAGAAUUUUUAGAUGAGAAAAAGAUUUUGUAAAUUACAAUAGAAAAUUAAGGAAAGAGAGUAUAAGAUUUAGAGGAAUAAUUAAAAUAAGCUGAUACAAGAUAUUUAAUGUUAUAAGGAAAAUUAGAUUAAGAGAAAUAAGGAAUAAUAAGUGAAUUAUAAGAGACAUUGUAGAAAAAAAAAUAAAAAACAAAAUAAAUGCAAACAUAAAUCUAAUAAUUAGAAUAGAAAUUAUAAGAGAAAUCAAAAGAAGAUAUUAUAGUUAAUAAAUAAAUUUAAGAUUUAUAAGGAGAAUAGUUAAAAUUAUAGUCUUUACUUGAGGAUUAAAAACAUAAAACAGACUAAGCACUUAAUGAGGCUUAAUUUAAAGUUCAAGAAGUAAGAGAAUUAAAAGGAGAAAUAGAGAAAUAUAGAUAAACACUUUAAAUUUAAGAUGAAAAACUAUCAAAAUAUGAUGUGUAAUAUUAGAUUGAUUAAAAAGAAAAAUAAAGAUUAAUUCAUGAAAUUGAGAUUUGUGAAUAGGAGAAUAGAAAAUUAUAACAUUUACUUUAUGAAUAAGAUAGAGACAUUGAUUAUAUGAGACAAUAAUAAGAAUAAGUAUAAUUAAAAUAUUUAUAGUUUAUAGGAGAUUUUACAUAUUGAGAAGAAAGUUGAUUCUCUUGUUACUGAAGUUCAUGUGGCUAGAGAAGAAGCAAAUGAAUGGAAAAGAAAUGCAAAUGAUUUGAAAAGAUAGUUAUAAUUAUAAGAAGAAAAUACUAAUUAAUUUAAAGCAAAAUAUUUAAAGAGUAAAUAGAAUUCAAAAAAUCUGGAAAAUGAAUAACGAUUUGUAAUUUAUAAAUAUUUAAAAUUUUAUAGCUUGAAGAAAAAGUAAAAUUAUUAGAAAAUGAAAAAUUACUUGGAGAGAGAGAAGUUUUGAAAAAUACUGUAGUUUAAUAAAAAUCAGUCCAAUAAAGUAAAAUUAAGGUGCUUGAUGAAAUCUAGAACAUGAUCAAGUAACAUAAAUAUAGAGAAUGAA